Messenger RNA from Tachyglossus aculeatus (Australian echidna), 3417 nucleotides. Its product is annotated as repetin-like. NCBI's taxonomy places the organism in Eukaryota, Metazoa, Chordata, Mammalia, Monotremata, Tachyglossidae. The transcript has 2 exons. Bases 1 to 3417 code for a protein of 1138 amino acids. The record is from RefSeq and is a predicted model, not a curated record. Gene Ontology annotation, molecular function: transition metal ion binding; calcium ion binding.
AUGUCUCAGCUCAUCAACAGCAUCCUCAGGAUCAUCGAGGUUUUCCAGAACUAUGCCAAUGCUGACGACAACUGCGUGUCGCUGACCAAGACCGAGCUCAGCGAACUUCUGCAAGCAGAGUUCGGCAACCUUCUGAGGAGACCUCGGGACCCGAAGACGGUGGACACGAUCCUGCAGCUCCUGGAUCGGGACAGGGAUGGGGUGGUGGGCUUCAACGAGUUCCUCCUGUUGGUCUUCAAAAUGGCCCAGGCCUGUCAUCAAGCCCUGGGGAAUGAUGCUUGCGGACGAGGGCGGGAUCAAGGGCCUGAGGAAGAGGAGGGAGAAGGGAAACGGCCCGGGGAGGCGGAGGCCCAGAGAAGGAGGACCGGACAGACCGAGGUGACAGGCAGGAGGAGGGAAGACACCCCCCGCGGUCAGGCUGGGGGUCAGAGACGCGAGUCAAGCUCUGGUCAGUCUGAGAGGCAGCGGUCUGACUUCCAGGACAAUCAUUCCGAGAGCCCGAGAUGGACAUCGAGCUACCGUCAGUCAGAGAGGAGGGAUUCCCGCUCUGGUCAGUCUGAGAGGCAGCGAUCCGACUUCCGAGAUGGUCAGUCCGAAAGCCCGAGAUGGACAUCGAGCUGUGGUCAGUCAGAGAGGAGAGAUUCCCAUUCUGGUCAGUCUGAGAGGCAGCGAUCUGACUUUCGAGAUGGUCAGUACGAGAGCCCGAGACGGACAUCGAGCUAUGGUCAGUCAAAGAGGAGGGAUUCCCGCUCUGGUCAGUCUGAGAGGCAGCGCUCUGACUCCCGAGAUGAUGGUCAGUCAGAGAGCCCGAGACGGACAUCGAGCUACGAUCACUCAGAGAGGAGAGAUUCCCGCUCUGGUCAGUCUGAGAGAUGGGGUCAGGGCUCAAACUCCGGACAGUACGAGAGCCCAAGUCGGACAACGGGCUCCGGACGGUCAGAGAAGCAGUGGUCCGACUCCCAAGAGAGCCAACCCGAGAGCCCGAGACGGGCAUCCAGCUACGGCCAGUCAGAGAGGAGGGAUUCCUGCUCUGGUCAGUCUGAGAGCCGGGGAGAGAGGGAGAGGCAGAAGCGGGUGGUCCAGGAUGGGGGCCGUGAGCAGAGCGGUCAUCCUCUGGGCCAGUGGGACCCCGAGACGGAAGCGCAGAGCCGCAGGAAGAAGUUGACCUCCCAGCCGGCCACAUCGCUCUGCCACCAGGACCCCUCUUGGCAGUCAUACGAGUCCCUUAGGGCCCACCGGGCAGGCCGGACUGGGCAAGGGAGAGACGAGGGACAGAGCCACCAGCCUCAGGACGGAUACACCGACGAUGAGGAGCAGAGCGGCCAGGCUCAUGGACAGCGGCGCCAGUCUCGGGGUAGACAAGUGGAAGAGGAGGACCAGACCACCCAGGCUGGUGGCGGUCAGAGGUGCCAGUCUCUGGGCAGACAGCAGUCCCCGUCUCAGGACUGGCAAACAGAUGAAGAGGAAUCAAGUCGCCAGACUCGGGAUGGGCAGCGGCGCCAGUCUCGGGCUGCAAACAUGGAAGAGGAGGACCAGAGUAGCCAGACUCGGGAUGGGCAGUGGCGCCAGUCUCGGGGUGGGUACCCGGAAGAUGAGGAUCAGAGUCGCCAAGCUCGGGAUGGGCAGCGACGCCAGGCUCGAGGAGGGUACUCGGAAGAGGAAGAGCACAGCCGGGAAAAGAAGCGGACCUCUCAGUCGGCCACUUCACUCUGCCACCAGGGACCAACGUGGCAGUCAUGCGAAUUCUUGAGGGCCCGCCGGGGGGGCCGGACCGGGCAAAGGAGAGACGAAGGGCAGAGCCGCCAGCCUCAGGGCAGAUACACAGACGACGAGGAGCAGAGCCGCCAGGCUCGGGAUGGACAGCGGUGCCAGUCUCAGGGUGGACAAGCGGAAGAGGAAAACCAGAGUGUCCAGACGCGCCAGUCUCGGGGCAGGCAGCAGGGCCUGUCCCAGGACCGGCAAACAGAUGACGAGGAACCAAUUCGCCAGACUCUGGAUAGGCAGAGGCGCCAGGCUCGUGGAGAGUACACGGAAGAGGAGGAGCAGAGUCACCAAACUCAGGAUGGGCAGUGGCGCCAGUCUCGGGCCGCAAACACGGCAGAUGAGGGGCAGAGUCGCCAAGCUUGGGAUGGGCAGCGACGCCAGUCUCGAGGAGGAUACACAGAAGAGGAGGAGCAGAGCCGAGAAAAGAAGCGGUCCUCCCAGCCGGUGACUUCGCUCUGUCACCAGGGCCCAACCUGGCAGUCGUGCGAAUUCCUGAGGGGCCGUCGGACGGGCCGGACCGGGCAAGGGAGAGACGAAGGACAGAGCCGUCAGCCUCAGGACAGAUACACCGAAGACGAGGAGCAGAGUCGCCAGGCUGGUGGCGGGCAGAGGCGCCAGUCUCGUGGCAGACAGCAGUUCCCGUCACAGGACUGGCAAACGGAUGAUGAGGAACCAAGUCGCCGGACUCAGGAUGGACAGCGGUGCCAGUCGCGGCCUGCAAACAUGGAAGAUGAGGACCAGAGUCAUCAGGCUCAGGAUGGGCAGCGGCGCCAGUCUCGGGGUGGGUACACGGAAGAUGAGGACCAGAGUCGCCAGGCUCGGGAUGGGCAGCGGCCCCAGUCUCGGGCUGCAGACAUGGAAGAUGAGGACCAGAGUCCCCAGGCUCGGGGAGGGUACACGGAAGAAGAGGAGCAGAGCCGGGAAAAGAAGCGGACCUACCAGCCUGCCACUUCGCUCUGCCACCAGGGACCAACAUGGCAAUCGUGCGAAUUCUUGAGGGCCCGCCGGGAGGGCCGGACCGGGCAAAAGAGAGAUGAAGGGCAGAGCCGCCAGCCUCAAGACAGAUACACAGACGACGAGGAUCAGAGACGCCAGGCUUGGGGUGGACAGCAGAGCCAGUCUCGGGGUGGACAAGCGGAAAAGGAAAACCAGAGUGUCCAUGCUGGUGGAGAGCAGAGGCGCCAGCCUCGGGACAGACAGCAGAACCCCUCUCAAGACUGGCAAACAGAUGAUGAGGAACAAAGUCGCCAGACUCGGGAUGGGCAGCGGCGCCAGUCUCGGGGUGGGUACCCGAAAGAUGAGGAGAAGAGUCGCCAGGCUCAAGAUGGACAGCGACGCCAGGCUCGGGGUGGGCAAGCGGAAGAUGAAGACCACAGCGUCCAGGCUGGUGGGGGGCAAAGGCGCCGGUCUCCGAGCGAGUUGGCACGCAGCCAGGCUCAAUGUUCCUGCCCAGAUCCGCGAGCCCCAUCGACCACCCGCUCGACCGUGGGCAACAGCGCCUGGAAGGAAACCCCCCAAGGCCGUGGGGGUGCCCGGGGGCGCAGGGAGCCGAAGGCCAGCGAGUCCGACUCAAACGCAGAUAGCCAUCUGUCCGUGCCCCAGUACCCACUCUACGAGUACGUCCACGAGCAGAGCGUCCACCAUUACCAGUAA